AUGGCUGGCCACACUGGAGACAAGCUCAUCGCCCUUGAGGCAAGAGAAGGCACGGAAUGUGUCCGUCUCGCCGAAGGCAAAUCCUUUGGUGCUGAGAAGAGCGUAGCUGGCGAGCUGGUCUUCUCGACUGGCAUGGUCGGCUACGAGGAGUCCAUCACCGACCCUUCGUACAAAGGCCAGAUCCUGGUCCUCACCUACCCCCUGGUCGGCAACUAUGGUGUGCCCGACAGAAACGAGAUGGACCCCCUGCUCAAGGACCUCCCUGCUCACUUCGAGGCCUCGCAGAUCCACGUUGCUGGUCUGAUCGUUGCUUCCUACUGCGGCGAAGACUACUCACAUUACCUGGCCACCUCUUCAUUGGGCAAAUGGCUGAAGGAGCAAGGUGUGCCCGCCCUCUGUGGCGUCGACACGCGCGCCCUCACCAAGAUCAUCCGCGAGAAGGGUAGCAUGCUCGGCCGCAUGAGACUGCAAAAGUCUGGCUCUGGUGCUGCUGCCCCCAUCACCAACGGCAUCACUCUCAGCAACGGCGAGACCGCCGAGAAGCCCGAGUUCGAGGAGGUCGAAUGGUCCAACCCUAACAACCAGAACUUGGUUGCAGAUGUCUCGAUCAAGGAACCCAAAGUCUACUCGCCCGAACCGUCAACUGCUCUGAAGCACCCCUCAGGCAGACCCAUUCGCAUUGUCUGCGUUGACGUCGGUCUCAAGUACAACCAGCUGAGAUGCCUCGUCAAGCGUGGUGUCGAGGUCCAGGUCGUCCCUUGGGACUACGACUUCCCUUCAUUGGCUGGAAAGGAGUACGAUGGUCUCUUCAUCUCCAACGGCCCUGGUGAUCCGGCAUUGAUGGAGAAGACUGUCAAGAACAUCCAGGCCAACAUCCGUGAGGCCAGAGUCCCCAUCUUCGGUAUCUGUUUGGGACACCAGCUUCUCGCCCGUGCUUCGGGUGCCGAGACUGUCAAGAUGAAGUACGGUAACAGAGGCCACAACAUUCCUUGCACAAACUUGAUUUCAGGCAAGUGCUACAUCACAUCGCAAAACCACGGUUACGCCGUCGACUCGCGCACUCUGACCCAGGACUGGUCUGAGCUGUUCGUCAACGCCAACGACGGGUCCAACGAGGGUAUCAGACACACCAGCCGCCCCUACUUCAGUGUCCAAUUCCACCCCGAAAGUGCUCCUGGUCCCCAGGACACCGAGUUCCUCUUCGACGUCUUCCUGGAUGCUGUCCAGAAGGUCAUUAAGGACUCCAGCAUGAUGCACCAGCCCAUCAAGUUCCCCGGUGGUGACCUUGCUGAGAACCAGAAGGCCAACCCCAGAGUCACCGUCAAGAAGGUCCUGGUUCUUGGCAGUGGUGGUCUCUCCAUCGGUCAGGCCGGUGAGUUCGAUUACUCGGGUUCGCAAGCCAUCAAGGCUCUCAAGGAGGAGGGUAUCUACACAAUCUUGAUCAACCCCAACAUCGCCACCAUUCAGACUUCCAAGGGUUUGGCCGACAAGGUCUACUUCCUGCCUGUCAACGCCGACUUUGUCCGCAAGGUUAUCAAGCAGGAGAAGCCCGACGGUAUCUACUGCACCUUCGGUGGUCAAACUGCCCUGUCGGUCGGUAUCCAGCUCAAGGAUGAGUUCGAAGGUCUUGGUGUCAAGGUUCUCGGUACCCAGAUUGACACUGUCAUCACCACUGAGGACCGUGAGCUCUUUGCCCGUGCCAUGGAAUCCAUUGGCGAGAAGUGCGCCAUGUCCGCCUCUGCCAACAACAUGGAGGAGGCCAUGGCCGCUGGUAAGCAGAUUGGCUUCCCUCUGAUCAUUCGUGCCGCAUAUGCUCUUGGUGGUCUGGGCAGUGGUUUCGCCGAUAACGAGGACCAACUUCGCGAGCUCUGCAACAAGGCAUUCGCUGCCAGUCCUCAAGUCCUCAUUGAGCGCAGUAUGAAGGGCUGGAAGGAAAUCGAGUAUGAAGUCGUCCGCGAUUGCCAAGACAACUGCAUUACUGUCUGUAACAUGGAGAACUUCGACCCUCUGGGUAUUCACACUGGUGACUCCAUCGUCGUUGCUCCUUCGCAGACUCUGUCUGACAAGGACUUCAUGAUGCUGAGACGCACUGCUGUCAACGUUAUCCGUCACCUCGGCGUUGUUGGUGAGUGUAACAUUCAGUACGCUCUCAACCCUGACUCCAGAGAGUACUGUAUCAUUGAAGUCAACGCUCGUCUGUCGCGUUCCUCUGCUCUUGCCUCCAAAGCCACCGGUUACCCUCUGGCUUUCGUCGCUGCCAAGCUUGGUCUCGGUAUCCCAUUGAACGAGAUCAAGAACACCGUCACCAAGGUCACCUGCGCCUGCUUCGAGCCUUCUCUCGACUACGUCGUUGUCAAGAUUCCUCGUUGGGAUCUGAAGAAGUUCACUCGUGUCUCGACCCUCCUCGGCUCUGCCAUGAAGAGUGUUGGUGAAGUCAUGAGCAUUGGUAGAACAUUCGAAGAAGCCAUUCAAAAGGCUAUCCGUGCUGUCGAUGUUAGCAACCUCGGCUUCCAGGAGACUAGCGCCCUCAUGUCCAUCGAUCAAGAGUUGCAGACUCCAUCUGACCAGAGAAUGUUCGCCAUUGCCAACGCCAUGCACUCUGGUUACACCGUCGACAAGAUCUGGGAAUUGACCAAGAUCGACAAGUGGUUCCUGAGCAAGCUCAAGGGAUUGAGCGAGUUCGGCAAGCUCAUGAGCACCAAGAAGGUUGGCGACGUUCCCUCGUCGCUCUUCAGACAGGCCAAGGAGCUCGGUUUCUCAGACAAGCAGCUGAGUAUCUUCUGGUCUACCAACGAGCAGACCGUCCGUAAGCACAGACUUGAGUACGACAUCAUGCCUGUUGUCAAGCAGAUCGACACAGUUGCAGGUGAAUUUCCUGCAUUCACGGCGAGUCCCAGCUUCAUCUCCACUCUCAUGAAAUGGUUGCUAACUUUUGUUCGCAGANACUACCUAUACACAACUUAUAACGGGAUUGAAUCUGACAUUGACUUCAACGACAACGGCGUGAUGGUGCUCGGUUCUGGCGUCUACAGAAUUGGAUCGUCUGUCGAAUUCGAUUGGUGCUCUGUCCGCACUGUCCGCACUCUUCGAGAGAACAAUUUCAAAACCGUGAUGGUCAACGUGAGUUUGUCCACUGCUUCAGACGCUUUUUGUAGUCGUUGUAUAGUCCUUCUUGCUAACUCAAGUGACCCAGNNUACAAUCCUGAGACCGUAAGCACCGACUACGAUGAGGCCGAUCGCCUGUACUUCGAGAACAUCACCCUCGAGACCGUUCUCGAUAUCUACCAGCUCGAGAACUCCAGCGGUGUCAUUCUCUCCAUGGGUGGCCAGACUCCCAACAACAUCUCUCUGCCUCUCCACCGCCUCAACGUCAAGAUUCUUGGUACCUCACCCGAGAUGAUUGACUCUGCCGAGAACAGAUACAAGUUCUCGCGUAUGCUUGACAGAAUCGGUGUUGACCAGCCCCAAUGGAAGGAGCUGACCAGCAUUGACGAGGCUAAGAAGUUCUGUGAUGCUGUGUCUUACCCUGUGCUCGUCCGUCCUUCAUACGUUCUUUCCGGAGCCGCCAUGAACACGGUCUACUCGGAGCACGACCUCGCCAAUUACCUCAACCAGGCUGCUGAAGUUUCCAAGGACCACCCCGUUGUCAUCACCAAGUACAUUGAGGGUGCCAAGGAGAUCGAGAUGGACGCCGUUGCCCGUAAUGGUACCAUGAUUGGCCACUUUAUCUCUGAACACGUCGAGAACGCCGGUGUUCACUCUGGUGACGCUACCCUGAUCCAGCCCNCUCAGGACUUGGACGCCGAGACCGUCAGACGUAUUGAAGAGGCUACCAAGAAGAUUGGUGAGGCCCUCAACAUCACCGGUCCUUACAACAUUCAGUUCAUUGCCAAGGACAACGACAUUAAGGUCAUUGAGUGCAAUGUCAGAGCUUCAAGAUCCUUCCCCUUCGUUUCGAAGGUCACUGGUGUCGACUUGAUCGAGUUGGCCACCAAGGCUAUGACUGGUCUUCCCCUCCAGGAGUACNCCCCUGUCACCAUGCCUAAGGAUUACAUUGGUGUCAAGGUUCCUCAAUUCUCGUUCUCGCGUCUUUCUGGAGCCGACCCCGUCACCGGUGUUGAGAUGGCUUCCACUGGUGAGGUCGCUUGUUUCGGUCGUACCAAGUACGAGGCUUACAUGAAGGCCCUUGUCGCAACCGGCUUCCGCCUCCCCAAGAAGAACAUCCUUCUGUCUAUCGGUGCUUACAAGGACAAGCAAGAGUUGUUGCCUUCCAUUGAGAAGCUCCACAAGCUCGGCUACAGCCUGUAUGCUACUGCUGGUACCGCCGACUUCCUUGAGGAGCACGGUGUUCCUUGCAAGUUCUUGGAGGCUCUCCAGGAUGACGAGCAGAGAACCGAGUACUCGUUGACUCACGCUCUUGCCAACAACUUGAUCGACUUGUACAUCAACUUGCCGUCAAGCAACCGCUUCCGUCGUCCUGCCAACUACAUGUCUAAGGGUUACCGUACUCGCAGAAUGGCUGUUGACUACCAGACUCCUCUGGUGACUAACGUCAAGAACGCCAAGAUUCUGAUCGAGGCCAUUGCUCGUGACUACGACAUGGCUAUCAGCAGCAUCGACUACCAGACCUUUGCUGAGCUUCCCUCGACCUCUCUUGAAGAGCCUGUUGCCAAGCAGACUCCCUCUCUUCAAGAGCUCCUCCACAACUCUCCUUUUAAGGGCAGGGACAUCACCUCGGUCAACCAGUUCACAAGAAAGGAGUUGCACCUUCUCAUGACUGUCGCUUCGGAGAUGCGUUUGGGUGUCGAGCGCGACGGUGUCCUUGAUAUCCUCAAGAACAAGCUUCUCUGCUUGAUGUUCUACGAACCUUCUACUCGCACUUCGUCUUCCUUCGAUGCUGCCAUGAAGCGUCUUGGUGGCCAGUGCAUCAUGAUCAACGAGUCCCACUCGAGCACCAAGAAGGGCGAGACUCUGUCGGACACCAUCCGCACUCUUGACCAAUACGGUGACGCUAUCGUCCUCCGCCACCCCGAGGAUGACAGUGCCGACGUGGCUGCUGAAGCUGCUGACCACCCUAUCAUCAACGCUGGUAACGGCUCGCGCGAGCACCCUACUCAGGCCUUCUUGGAUCUCUUCACCAUUCGUGAGGAGCUUGGUACCGCCAACGGUCUUACCAUCACCUUCGUCGGUGAUCUCAAGUACGGCCGCACCGUGCACUCUCUUUGCGAGGUGCUCAAACACUACAACUGCACAAUCAACCUCAUAGCACCCAAGCAGAUCGGCCUCCCCGAGAAGGUCCGCAGCGCUCUCCAGGGCCGCGGUCAACUCGGCACCGAGUCUCACGAGCUGACCCCUGAGAUCGUUGCCCAAUCCGACGUCAUCUACUGUACCCGUGUGCAGAAGGAGCGCUUCGAGGACUUGUCUCUGUACGAGCAGGUCAAGGAUGGUCUUGUCGUCAGCGCCGCUACCCUCAAGCACGCAAAGAAGAACAUGAUUGUCAUGCACCCUCUUCCUCGCAACUUAGAGCUCAGCCCCGAGGUUGACAACGACCCCAGGGCUGCUUACUUCAGACAGAUGAAGUAUGGCAUGUUCGUCCGCAUGGCUCUUUUGGCCUUGGUCAUGGCAUCAUAA
This is a messenger RNA of Aureobasidium vineae, 5631 nucleotides long. NCBI's taxonomy places the organism in Eukaryota, Fungi, Ascomycota, Dothideomycetes, Dothideales, Saccotheciaceae. The record is from the annotation of a GenBank genome assembly.